UGAACGUGAUAAAUUUCACUCACGGCCUCACGCACUAUCGUUGUCGUGUCGUAGCAUAGACUUCUGUCAUCCAUCACAUAAUAUUCUGGUUUUACGAAUUUACGAAAACAUAAACUGUUAUUUGUUUUGUUUACUUUUAAUUUUUAACAUAAAAAUAUUUACUCCAUCUCUUCCAAUUGGCGUUUCCUUACUGCUACUGGUCACUAAAUGGAUCCGUCCGAUUUGGAACUAGUGCGGGGAGUUCGUGCCACUCCAGCACUAUUUGAUAAUACAAACUCUGAUUUUAAGUUUGCCUACAGAAAAGAGAAAAUAUGGGUCGAACUAUCAGAAUACCUCGGAAUCAACAUGAAUGAUGCACGUCGACGAUGGACUUGUUUGCGAGAUAGAUACACUAGAGAGUUGAAAAACCGUCGUCUCAAUCCCAACAUCGACUAUCCACAAGAUGAAUUCUACAAAGAAAUGGACUUCCUCCGACCCUAUGUCCGAAAACGAAAGGAAAGAAGUUCAAUAAUCUGUAAAAUAAAAUCAAAAACCAGCUGGGAUGGCCGGUUGGACAAACAUGACUACAGCACGUGUGAUAGUAGUUAUUCGAAUAAUAAUUGUAAAUUGGAAUCAGACGAACAAAACACCAUUGAAGAGGUUAAUGUCGAAGAAAUUCUACAUAACUACCAAAUUGAAAAAGCCGACAGUGUGUCCAUGGUGAUGGAUUCAAACAAUGAAAUAACCGAAGACGGCGAUGGUGAUGAUGCUGACGAAGAGGAGACCCUAAAUCAAGAGAACUUCGAAUAUCAAGUUCAAAUGAUUACAGAGGACGAUAAGAGUCCCAUGCAACAUGCCACAAUCCAGAGUUGUAAAAUAAUUGCAGAAAAUCCAGUCGAGAUAACGCCGCAAACAAGCAAACACCAACUCAACAACUCUUCGAAGUCUUGUGACAACACCGAGACGGAAGAUGACUUCUUCUGCAAGAGCGUGUGUGUUUACUUGCGACAGUUAAAUCGAGUUCAUAAGAUUAAAGCCAAAGUGGAAAUGUUCAAAAUAUUACAAAAGUAUAUCGAAAUCGAGGAAGGCGUGAAUGGUUAAAGGAAGAGUAACUUAUUCUUUGUAGGUUUUAAGGGAUUUGUAUAGAAAGAAAAGGAAAUAAAAGAGUUUUACUUAAAUUAGAAAUUAA
This is a messenger RNA of Eupeodes corollae, 1168 nucleotides long. RefSeq names its product transcription factor Adf-1. Gene Ontology annotation, molecular function: DNA binding. The record is from RefSeq and is a predicted model, not a curated record. The transcript is spliced from 3 exons. Bases 208 to 1080 code for a protein of 290 amino acids. Gene Ontology annotation, biological process: regulation of transcription by RNA polymerase II. NCBI's taxonomy places the organism in Eukaryota, Metazoa, Arthropoda, Insecta, Diptera, Syrphidae. Gene Ontology annotation, cellular component: transcription regulator complex; nucleus.